AUGACAAAAGAUAUUUACAAGGAAGAUCUGUCAUUAAAAGAUUCUGAAAACUUUGAUGAUCAAACAGUCGUGGUAUAUUCCGGUUUGAUGUCAAUGAUGCGUCUUACAUUUGAUCGAGAUGAGGCUGCUAUGGAAAUCGAUGAGGAAGUUAUAAACGAUUUUGAAGUAGCAAAUGGAGAUACAAAACAAAGUGAAGAAAAAGAUAGCGAGUAUGAAGAAGAAGACAAUGAGAAGAAGUCUGCAACGUCUUACAGAUCAUAUACGGUUUCUCAAAUUGUCGAUUUCAUUGGUUUAAUCGUUGAACAGGUACCGGUAAAAGAUGCUGCAACAAGAAAAGGCAUUAUUCUUUUAACUGCUUAUCGAUAUCGAAAGUUAUGGCAUGAAACUCAAGAUGUUCCUGAGAAAAAAACAAAGGGGUCGAGUUCGAUUUAA
Molecule: messenger RNA, 432 nt
Organism: Cokeromyces recurvatus
Lineage: Eukaryota; Fungi; Mucoromycota; Mucoromycetes; Mucorales; Mucoraceae
Exons: 2
Coding region: 1-432 (143 amino acids)
Source: RefSeq, a predicted model, not a curated record